This is a messenger RNA of Ectocarpus sp. CCAP 1310/34, 1328 nucleotides long. The record is from the annotation of a GenBank genome assembly. Lineage: Eukaryota; Phaeophyceae; Ectocarpales; Ectocarpaceae.
AGCCCUCUAUGCGAGCCGCGAGCCAGCUGAGAGCUCCACAGCAGUCUGUGUAGCACAGCUAGGGUACACUGUCCAGGCGCACACUUGCUCGCGUAUUCUACUAUCGACACCGCAGCGCUAACCGGCCAGACCAAGGCAACUCGGCGCGCUGAACACGACCCUGUGAAAACAUGAUGCAAAGAGUAGCCCGAGCUGCCGCAACACGCGGGUGGGCGGCGGCCGCAACGAGGUCGGUAGGAGCCAGCAGCAGCAGCAGCAGGCGCGCGUUCUCGGACAACGUGACGUACUCUGGGGGCCAAGCGGGGGUGCAGGGGGGCUUCUACGGGGCAGGCGGGGCUCGCUCCCAGGCUUCUCCUCAGGCGCACCACCGGCCAGAGGCCAUCGCCGCCGUCGACGACAUCCGGCGCCUUCGAGAGGCCAUGCAGCACGUGAGCGAGAUGGAGAUCGAGCUCGGCCGCCUGGGAGACAAGGUGUCGGGCAGAUCCAUCGAGCUCAAGAGCGCUAUCAAGAAGAGGCUGUCGUCGCCCACCAUGCUUGAGUUGCUGACCCGGCUGGAGAUCAAGGAUCAGCCAGUUUGGGGGCUGACACAGGAGGAACGCGAGCUCGUCAAGGUUGCCCGCGAAAAAGUCAACAGCUGUUGAUGUGUUUUUACAAAAAGUCAACGGCUGUUGAUCUUUUUUCUGCACGGGAAGGGACGCGCCUGCUGUCGUUAAUGUUUUGUCUGCGGGUCAAGCAAGGUUUAUAUUGGAGCAACGCGCCGCGGUCAUCGUAAGCUGUCCUCACUGGUAGCAUACGCGUACCAGGAGUCCUUCGCCUGGCACGUUCAGGACAAGGGAGGGGGUCGAGUGAUGAACAACGUGGCAUGGUCUUGAUCGACGGGAGAUAUUCUAGGCAGUUGAGAUUGUUUGGACACGAGACUUUGUGUCGUAGCGCAAAGCACGUUUGUUUGCGUGUAUAAUGCCUAGUCUCUUCGAGAGACGGUGUGUGCGUGUUUCGCCGCCGUUGCGGUAGGUAGGUCUGUGGCUGCAACACUCACAAUCACCGCCCGGCCACUACAACCGUGGAAGAGGGAAACAGCGAGGGGCUGUUACGGAAAAAAGAACAGAUGGAGGAGAAAUAAACGUUUAGGCGGGGCGUUGGGUUUCUACGUAGCUGUCUGCGCCCGCCCCGAUAAAGGGCUGGGACACCCGCCUAUACGUGGCAAUCAAAUUGCAUGGGAUACAAUUUCCUAGGACGUGAUAAAUGUAUGUGUUCGCGCUCUCUUUGGAUUCGUUGGCAACUGAGGCAAAGAGUACCUACCGUAUAAGACGCAAGAUAACACACCCCCU